Molecule: messenger RNA, 1341 nt
Organism: Funneliformis caledonium
Lineage: Eukaryota; Fungi; Glomeromycota; Glomeromycetes; Glomerales; Glomeraceae
Source: the annotation of a GenBank genome assembly
AUGCCACGCGAAUUAAUAACGAUACAAGCCGGACAAUGCGGAAACCAGAUUGGUAUGGAGUUUUGGUCUCAACUCUGUGCCGAACAUGGAAUUAGUAAAGAAGGUAUACUAGAAGAUUUUGCAACCGAAGGUGGUGAUCGAAAAGAUGUGUUUUUUUAUCAGGCCGAUGACGAGCAUUACAUUCCAAGAGCUUUACUAUUAGAUUUAGAACCAAGGGUUAUCAACAACAUCUUGACCUCACCAUAUGCAAAUCUUUACAACCCCGAGAAUAUUUAUUUGUCCAAAGAUGGCGGUGGAGCUGGCAAUAUUUGGGCUUAUGGAUUUUCUCAGGCUAAGAACGUUUGCGAAGAUAUAUUUGAAAUGAUUGACCGUGAAGCUGAUGGAAGCGAUUCUCUCGAGGGAUUUAUGCUUCUUCAUUCGAUUGCAGGAGGGACAGGUUCUGGAAUGGGAUCUUUCCUCUUGGAAAUGCUUAAUGAUAGAUAUCCUAAGAAACUAAUAACAACAUAUUCGGUAUUUCCCAAUAAUGAGGAAGUUUCAGAUGUUGUUGUUCAACCCUAUAAUAGCAUUUUAACUUUGAGAAGAUUAACGGAUUAUGCUGACUGUGUGACUGUACUGGAUAAUGCAGCAUUGAAUCGUAUAGCAUGUGACAGACUGCAUAUUCAAAACCCUACAUUCACCCAAACAAAUCAAUUGGUGUCAACUGUGAUGUCUGCAAGCACUACUACACUCCGUUAUCCUGGAUAUAUGAAUAAUGAUCUUGUUGGAAUGAUUGCUUCACUUAUUCCCACACCGAAAUGUCAUUACCUAAUGACAGCAUAUACUCCUUUUACAAGUGAUCAAGUCGAAAAGGCAAAAUCUGUACGUAAAACUACGGUUCUCGAUGUGAUGAGAAGAUUACUACAACCAAAGAAUAAAAUGGUAUCAACAAAUCCAUCAAAAAAAAGUUGUUACAUUUCAGUCUUGAAUAUAAUUCAGGGAGAAGCUGACCCUACGGACGUCCAUAAAUCAUUGUUAAGAAUACGGGAACGUCGCUUAGCACAAUUUAUUCCUUGGGGACCAGCUAGUAUUCAAGUAGCGUUGACCAAAAAAUCUCCAUACAUUCAAACAUCCCAUCGCGUAAGCGGUUUAAUGUUAGCAAAUCAUACAAGCAUGGCUUCGCUUUUGAAGCGUACUUGUGAUCAAUUUGAUCGUAUCAGAAAACGUAAAGCUUUCUUGGAACAAUAUAAGAAAGACGAUCAAUUUUCUGAUAAUCUUGAAGAAUUCGACGUUUCUAGGUAUUUUUCAUCGAGAUUUAAUGAUAAUAUAAAAAUUCUUAUUAAUUAUGAUUUAAUGGCAUUAUAG